Cicer arietinum (chickpea) is the source of this 817-nucleotide messenger RNA. Its product is annotated as transcription elongation factor 1 homolog. Gene Ontology annotation, biological process: transcription elongation by RNA polymerase II. The record is from RefSeq and is a predicted model, not a curated record. Lineage: Eukaryota; Viridiplantae; Streptophyta; Magnoliopsida; Fabales; Fabaceae. Gene Ontology annotation, cellular component: transcription elongation factor complex. Gene Ontology annotation, molecular function: RNA polymerase II complex binding.
UUACUCUUAAAAAAAAAAUUAGAAGAAGAUCAAUUAACAAUAUUUUUUCUUUCAAUAAGCGAACAGGACAAAUCACAGAGCAUAAAAACCCCCCUUUGCUCUAUUAUUGCCCCAACCUUUUCAAUUCGCACACACACUCUGAUAUCUCUCUACAUCGAAACCUUUCGGUUCGUCUUCUCUAUCUUGCUCUGUGAUCGGAAUCAUUGGAUUUGAGCUAUGGGUAAGAGGAAGGCAAAAACAAAGCCACCACCAAAGAAACGGAUGGAUAAGCUUGACACUGUCUUUAGUUGUCCUUUCUGCAAUCAUGGUUCCAGUGUUGAAUGCCGCAUUGAUAUGAAGAACUUGAUAGGGGAAGCUUCUUGCAGGAUAUGUCAAGAGAGCUUUAGCACUACAAUCACAGCUUUAUCUGAGGCAAUAGACAUAUACAGUGAAUGGAUUGAUGAAUGUGAACGGGUGAACACUGUAGAAGACGACGGUGCUUAGUGAUUGCAAGGAUCCACUUCUAGUAAUAGUAAAUGGAAUAACCAUCCAACUUCAUAAUUUCUCCGCCUGUAUUUAUGUCCAUUUCAUAUGUGGGUUUUUGAAAGAUUGUAAUGCUUGUACACAAGAACAUGAAAAUAAUUGUCUAUUUAGGUGAAAUCACUUCAAUGGGAAGCUGAUAUGUAAACAUAUAUUUUAGUUUCAAUUUUGUAGUAUAUGUGCUAGUAGCUGAAAGAGGUUAGAUCUCAUUUUCUAACCUAAUUAAAGCACCCAGUGGGGGGUCAGACUAAUAAUUUGAAACAAGGAAAAAAAUAUGUGUUGGUACUUUGUUCUGUUA